Molecule: messenger RNA, 4542 nt
Organism: Harmonia axyridis
Lineage: Eukaryota; Metazoa; Arthropoda; Insecta; Coleoptera; Coccinellidae
Exons: 3
Coding region: 102-719 (205 amino acids)
Source: RefSeq, a predicted model, not a curated record
CCCACGUUCAAAAAAGCUUUCCCCUUCAGAUGGCGGGCAUAUCCAAAGAGCAAAUUACGUGAUUUCUCAUCAUCCUUUUUCAAUCUUCUGUGAGUGAACUAAUGCCAGUGAAAAUGAACGAUCCUGGAUACGAUUUUGAAUGCUCCAGAGCAGAACUUUUGGGUAUUGCACCACCUUCUUACGAUGAAUACUUAAAGAACGUCGCCGACAACGUAGAAAUAUCGAAAAAGGAGGACGAAACUGAAGAAAUUGAGACUUCAGAGUACGUGAAGAAUGACGACGAGAACUCCAAAGUUGCAGCGGGUAGGAAGUUGGACGAAAUCAACAAUAUUUUACAGAGCACGCAGGAGAAGUUGCAUCGAUUCAAGGCUUCAUACGGCUCCUUCACCAACGUAUUGAAGACGAAACUUGGAAAAAGCUUAGACAUUUCGUUCAGCCAAUCAGAAACCGAUGGAUCUCAGACUAUUGAUGAGACGACCCUAAAUCCAAACACAGAUAAAAGUGAAGAGGAGAUCAUUGGAUCGGUCGUUAAUGAUAACGAUAAGGAUAUUGGAUCCAAUGGAAUGAGGCAAAACGGACAGUCUGCCGAUAUAAGCAAUAGUGGGAAGGAAGACGAUGAGACGGCCUACAAGGAGAUAGAGCUGAACGACACCCAGGUCAAAAGUCCAGAAGUCAAGAAGUUCUUGAACUUCAGUUUUCUGAAUUUAGGAGGAAAAUAAUGAUGUUAUUACUUAUUUUCCGAUGCUAACUUGAUAUAGGAGCAAAUGCAUUAAAAGUAGGUAAAUUCUUAUAUGUGAAUUAGGAUGAAGAUUUCGAUGACUGAAAAAGAUAAUUGAAGUAGGCAAUUACUAACUGGAAGACUUUAGUUAUGUUUUGAAUAUGAUAAAUUUUCAUAUCUGGAGAGAAAAGUCAUUGUGCACUCCGAUACAAAUGACGAACUAUUAUAAACUAUUUUAAAGAGUUUUAUCUCAAAUUAAACAUCACUUAAAUCACUGUGAAGUUAAAUUUGAAUCCAAUUGAUAUUAUAAUCAUGUACAUAAUAAUUGCCACAUAAUCAAUAUUUCAUAUGAAGAAUUAAACAUCCCUUAUAUUGGUUUAUAUUAAACUAUGGUAGAUUAUAUUCUACGAUUUUAACGAUUCAUUCAAAUUCAUUCAUAUUAAAAAUAGUAAUUGAUGAGCCAAAGUAUGAACGUUCUUUUGAUCAGGUUUUUUCCGUAAAGUGAUAUUGAAUAAUGAAAUUAUAGAGGCCAGUUGCACCAUUUGCCUAAACAUUGAUUACAAAUUUAAACGUUGAUUACUCUAUGAUUUCUCAAGAGUUAUCAGAAAUUAAUCAAUGUUUAGGUAAAUGGUGCAACUGGCCCUAAGAAUCAGUAUUAAAUAAAACGUCAAAACGUAACAUCAUUGGGAGAGGUUGUCUACCCAAAAUAAGUUCUACCUGAUGCUCAUUCUGUUUCUAAUGCGAUUUAUAUUAAUAUUUUUUGGGGCGCGAGUAUAUAUACAUAUAUCAUUUAUAAUAGAUAUAGUUUUAGGGGUGACACUGAACCACGACCUUGAGGUUUAUUUGUGUACCUAUAGGUAAGUUCUAAUUUAUAAUAUCUAACAUAACUUUAUAAAUUACUAUUUAUAAAUAAUAGUAUCAAAGAGUAAUUAUUAUCCGAUAAAACACAGGAAACUGUUUGACGUGUAAAUUGAUUAUCGAAACAUGACAGAGGAAAGAUUAGAACAAAAUUCGAUAGCGAUAUAGUCAUAUGAAGAAUAUAUAUGGUUUGGUUUUGAAAUAUGGUUUGCCUACUGCUUCUAAGAAAUAUUCUCAUCGAACAUAUGUGCAAUACGAAGAUUUUCCGUUAUUCUAAUAUGAAUAACAUUAGUUUGUAAAAAAUAAAAUGUAUAACAAUCAUAACAUACCUUAUGUGUGUUAUAGGUUCACAGGAUGUUCCAAAAUUAGAGGUCAAUACACCGUAUAUUCUACGAUUGAAAAUAUUACGGGACAUUCAAAUUAUUUCGAAAAAUGUUUCUAGAUCCAGCAAAAGCCCCUCAAGGGUACAGAAAAAUGGGGUUUAUAGCUUUCACUUAAAUCACUCUGAAGUUAAAUUUGAAUCCAAUUGAUAUUAUAAUUAUGUACAUAAUAAUUGCCACAUAAUCAAUAUUUCAUAUGCAGAAUUAAACAUCCCUUUUUGGUAUAUUGGUUUAUAUUAAACUAUGGUAGAUUAGGUAUAUUCUAUGAUUUUAACGAUUCAUUCAAAUUUAUUUAUAUUAAAAAUAGUUAUUGAUGAGCCAAUGUAUGACCGUUCUUUUGAUCAGGUUUUUUCCGUAAAGUGAUAUUGAAUAAUGAAAUUAUAGAGGCCAGUUGCACCAUUUGCCUGAACAUUGAUUAAAAAUUUAAACGUUGAUUACUCUAUGAUUUCUCAAGAGAAAUCAGAAAUUAAUCAAUGUUUAAAUUUAAAUCAAUGUUUAGGUAAAUGGUGCAACUGGCCCUAAUAAUCAGUAUUAAAUAAAAUGUCAAAACGUUACAUCAUUGGGAGAGGUUGUCUACCCAAAAUAAGUUCUAUCUGAUGCUCAUUUUGUUUUUAUAUAUAGUAUAUAUACAUAUAUCUUUUAUAAUAGAUAUAGUUUUAGGGGUGACACUGAACCGCGACCUUGAGGUUUAUUUGUGUACCUAUAGGCCAGUUCUAAUUUAUAAUAUCUAACAUAACUUUAUAGAUAACUAUUCAUAAAUAAUAGUAUUGAAGAGUAGUUAUUAUUCGAUAAAACACAGGAAACUGUUUGACGUGUAAAUUGAUUAUCGAAACAUGACAGAGGAAAGGUUGGAAAAAAAUUCGAUAACGAUAUAGUCAUAUGAAGAAUAUUAGUAUUAGUUAGUAAUAUAUAUGGUUUGGUUUUGAAAUAUGGUUUGCCUAGUGCUUUUAAGAAAUAAUCUAAUCGAAAAUAUGUGCAAUAUACGUAGAUUUUCCGUUAUUCUAAUAUGAAUAACAUUAGUUAGUAAAAAAUAAAAUGUAUAACAAUCAUAACAUACCUUAUGUGUGUUAUAAGUUCACUGGAUGUUCCAAAAUUAGAGGUCAAUAUACCGUAUAUUCUACGAUUGAAAAUAUUACGGGACAUUCAAAUAAUUUUUUUUCGAAAAAUGUUUCUAGAUCCAGCAAAAGCCCCUUAAGCGGAAAAAUGGGUUUAUAGCUUUUCUCUGAAAAUAACUCAACAAAAAUUCUCAAAAUGGGGGCUUCAAGGAUAAAUUUCACAACAACUUUUUCAUACCUUAAUUUUUUUCAAAUUUUGAGGCAAAAACCUAAUGUUUGUACCAAAAAACGUACUCUUCUCUAUUUUUUCAAGCAGAGCAGAAUUAAAAACUUCUCAUGAUCGAAAUUUUGGUACGAUAAAGUUCUCGUUUGAAAUUUACCCCUGGAGCCCCCAGUUUGAGUCGCACCUGAUGUUUAUAGCACAUUUACAGUAGUAGUUGGAGCGUGUUUAGAGAGUGACAAAGUCAAACCAAAUUUAAUAAUUUUUUGCUGCAUUAGUUCUGAAAAAAAAUGAAUAGUAGGUAUCCAUCUUGAGACUCGUACCGGAUAAUUCGGUAGCAAAUUAUGGACAACUAAUUCUGGGACACCCUGUAUAAUAUAUACUACCCGUUAUGUUGAUAGAACAUAACGUUUUGACUUAUUUUCAUAAUAUAUAGUAAUAAUAAUAAUAAUAAUAUUUUAAUAUCACGUGAUAUUGAUGUAAAAACUUCUACCUAUGCAUAUAAUAUAGUACACUCAUUUUUGCAAUAAUGUAGGUAUAUGCAAAUGUAAAAAAUGUCGUAUCUCAUGUUAAAAGAUAUCUUACGGAUCUAAUUUGAACAUAUUCUCAUUAUAUACCUAGUUAAUAACUGUUCUUUUUCUUGAACCAUGAUUAGGAAAAGUUCUUGCUCUAUUGAAUGAUCUGCAAAAAAUCAUAUCAAAUAUUUGUAUAAGUGGAGAUAAUAAUAUGUUCACGUUGUCAUGUAUUGUGAAAGUAAAUUGAAUGUAUUUAUUUUGAAAUGAUCAUAUCAUAAAGGAAAAUAUAGAAAAUAAUAUUUAAAUUUGGAAUUGAAAUCAGCUGUUGAAGUGAGGAAAAUGUAUAUGUAAUAUGUAAAAUCUCCAGAAAAAUUGAGAUAAAAUAAGAAGGUGAAAUUUAUAAUGGUAGCUAAGUUCCUACAAUAUAUAUUUCAUUUUUUUUAAAUGUAUUUUCGAAUGUCUCCAGUUUGAUAUUAUUUAGUAUUUCGUAACUUUUGUCUAGAUCUUAUUUCUAUAUCUAAAUAGAGAAACAUGUAAUAAAUAUGAAUAUGAAAUGAAUUGGUUGAAUGAAUUGAUAAAUCGAAUAGCAAUAGUUAUUUCAAUAUUUUUUAUGAGAAGUGCUUUUAUAUGUACCUGCUUCAUGUAUAAAAUGUAUAUUUUUAUGUGCAAUAUUCAUGCAUGUUUGAAACGUUGAUAUUUGAAAAAAAAUGAAAACGCAUUAUUGGAACUUUAUGCAUUCCUAAACGGGUGUUAAGAAUUUAUAAAUAUUAGAAUCAUUAUAUCUUGAAAAUCUGAA